AUGGACACUAUGGCAGUUGAGCUGCCUGACUUAUCCACCCACACUCCACGCCCGAUUGCAGAGGAGACGCCGGAGGAAAAGUACGAACGUCUUUUAAGACGCGCUCGGAGCGAGGACCUUAGCGAGAUAUCGGGCAUCGGUUGUCUAUACCAGAGCGGCGUGGACCGGCUCGGCAGACCAGUGGUCGUGUUCAUAGGCAAAUGGUUCCCCAUCGGCGACAUCGAUCUCGAAAAAGCGCUGCUGUACCUGAUCAAGCUCCUGGACCCGAUCGUACGUGGUGACUACGUGAUCGCGUACUUCCACACACUAGCCUCAUCCAACAACCACCCGCCCUUCUCCUGGCUCAGGGAAGUGUACAGUGUGCUGCCUUACAAAUACAAGAAGAACCUGAAAGCGUUUUACAUCGUACAUCCAACGUUUUGGACUAAAAUGAUGACGUGGUGGUUCACGACGUUCAUGGCGCCAGCCAUCAAGGCGAAGGUGCACAGCCUGCCGGGUGUCGAGUUCCUCUACUCCGUUAUGGCGCGCGACCAGCUCGAGGUGCCUGCCUUCGUCACCGAGUACGACAUGACGAUAAACGGACUGCAUUACUUCCAGUCGGACACGAGCAGCACGUAA
Messenger RNA from Parnassius apollo (apollo), 618 nucleotides. Lineage: Eukaryota; Metazoa; Arthropoda; Insecta; Lepidoptera; Papilionidae. The record is from the annotation of a GenBank genome assembly.